CUGAGUGAACAAGAGGCGGGGAGCGCUAGGUUUGACUAAUUGUGUUUUAAAGUGGGUCUUGUAGCACACAAUGGGGAAUGGGAUGGUUUUUAGCUCCCCUGUGAAGCACCAGAGGAUGAGAAAGUUGUCAGAUUUGUAGGUCAGGCUGCAGGGGUUGGUGUUAGGCAGACUCAGAGCAGCAGCAAUGAUGGUGUUUUAAUUGUGAUUUCACAUAGUGAUGGUGUCUUACUACUCUUUUCCACAACUCUGUCUACAUUACAACAACGGGAGGAGUCAUAUCCCCCCUUCUAAUAGUGUCACUUGUUGCUGAUGCAUUUUAAGACAGUUACAACAUGACCCUCCUCUCUAGUACUGUAUAUGGAUUGUCUUUCCAGCAAUGAAGUUAGUUUUGUUUCCUUGCAGUGUGCCAUUCCUUCUCUUCUGCAAUACUGUGAUAAAGAUCUUAAUUGAUUUCAUCGUUUUAGAGAGAAUAGCAGGAGUGUUUCCUACUCCCAUCUGGUGCUCAUCAGAGCCUGACCCGGUUAUGGUGUGCUACGUGAGCAUGUGUGGCUCCAGAGGGACCUGUCCCUUCCUUGUGCUGAUACAGGGAUGUAGAAGGAGGUCACCAGCAGCCCACCACAACCCAGCCCACCACAGCCCAGCUCACUACAGCCCAUCCCAUCCCAGCCUGCUCCACUCCUGUUUGCAGUGCUUACAAUUCCCUCCUACAUUGUAGGUCAUUCGGCCUCUCCUUCCAUUUUGGGAAGGGCUUCCGGGGAUAUUUCGCCCUAGAAAAAAAAUAAUUAUCGUAUCUCCCUAAUUCCCAAUUAUUAUGCACAGGCUUAUUUAAGAAAAAGGAUUAUAUGUUUUGUGUGUUAGAGAGGAUGGAUUUGAAUUUGACACUCCUCUACGUCUGGUCUGUGAGGAGUCCUACGCACAGAUGAACCAGGAGAGGAGAGGAGAGGAGAGCUCAGCUCGCAGGCUGUCAUGUAAGCCAUAUUCUCUGGGGCCACCUCUUGGUGCACGUUGCUUCCUGCCGCAGGUAAAAGCGUCAGUGUGAGUGCUGCUUUGCUGUGUGUGAGCGUCAGGCUGUGCUGUCCUCUCCCUCCCACAGCGAGAGCAGCUCUGCUGGGUACCAGCUCCACCAUUCACCAGAGGACACAUUACCCCAGUGCUGACAUGGAGAAGCGUUGCUCAGAGUGCCCAGAGCCCAGGCUAGCCCAGAGCCUGUGUACAUUCUGCAACAAGUGGCUGUGCUACCAGUGCACAGACAUGCACCAGCACCAGAGAGCCACCCCUCAGUGCUCAGACCUGCACCAACACCAGAAGCCCACUACCCAAUGUGUCGACCUGCACCAAAGGGACCAGAUGGCCCCCAGCUCCCUGCCUCCACCCGAACCAGGCCCUGGCUCGUGUGGCCGCCCCCUCCUCAUGUGCCACUCUCACAGACAGGAGCCCUUGGAGCUCUUCUGCGAGUCCUGUGACCUCAUGUGCUGCAGCAGCUGUCACCUGUCCGCCCACAAGAACCACAGGCUGGUGCACAUUGGAAAGGCCCUGCAGGACCAACAGUGGCAGUUUGAGAGCCUGAUGGCUCAGGUGGAGGAGAGGAGGUCUGCAGUGGAGAGCACAGCCAAACAGAUAGAGGACAGGCUGCACGGUGUAAAGAUCACGCAGAGGAAGGCUGAGAACCAGAUUAAAAUGGCAAAGAUGAUUAUGAUGAAUGAGCUGAACAAACGGGCCAACCUAUUAAUAGAGCAACUGGAGAAGAUCUCGGAGGACUUCCAGCGGCGUCUGGAGGACCAGCUGCAGGGGGAGAUAGAGAUGUGCAGCCAGCUGGACCACGUGCAGAACUUCAUCAGCUGGGCAACGGCCCACCACCUCAAGAACCCACUGCUCUUCAGCAGGGAGCUGAUUUCUCUCCAGAUGCAGCGCCUGCUUGAACCCCCACUACACUCAGACGCCUGGCUCCCUGUGAAGAUUAAGUUCAACUGGGAUGCCAGCUACUGGACUAAGCAGAUCUCAACUUUGGGUCAGCUCACUGCAGAGGGGGGAAAUCACUCCUACUCUGAGGGCGUGGCCUUCCCCAGCAUCCUGAGGCCCCAGCCUAUCACCUGCUUGUCCCUGCCAUCUGUGUGCCAUGGAGGGCGGGAGCAGAGCUGUGCCUUCCAGGCCUGCUGUCAGCCCCAGAUGUGCUGCCUCCACUGCAUACCCCCACAGCCAGCUGUGCAGCUGGACAAGACCCAGCGGGAACCCAACCCCUACUCCGCCAGGUGUGCCCAGUCCACCCUCAGCUCUCCUUCCCUGGCCCUGCAUCAGAGUCAGCUGCUAAGGUGCUGGGGCCCUGACAGUCCUCCAGGUCCACCAGCUGUGGUGCCCUCCUCCAUGCAGCGUCCCCAACAGCCAGCGCAUCUCCCGGCUGCUGACCCAGGCCUGCUCAGCUCCAGCUCCAACAGUGGAGGUCUUGGACUCCAGACCCUAGUCACAGCCCUCUACCAGCCUCAGAUUCAGCCGCUUCCCGACACUCAUGCACAGCCAGCCACAGAUGGGGCCAGAGAAGGCCAGAGCCAGCAGGCCAGCAGAGAGAGAGAGCAGACUCCUGGGCAGACAGCUGUGGACAGAGAGGUGUUGACAGAGCAGAUCCAGGAGGGGAGCAGGGAGAAGACACAUGUACAGACAGCUGUGGACAGAGAGGUGUUGACAGAGCAGAUCCAGGAGGGGAGCAGGGAGAAGACACAUGUACAGACAGGGGUGGACAGAGAGGUGCUGACAGACGGGAUCCAGCAGGAGCAGCAGCAGCAGCAGCAGCAGCAGCUCCUGGCUCCCCUAGUGGCCGAACUGACAGUGGAGCAGCAGGAGGAAGAGCAGCAGGAGGCCAGGACUACACAGCCAUCCAGAGACUGCAGAGAUGGCAGGAGAUCCACUUCACUGGAGAUGUCUGUGACGACCCAUGGGUUCAGUGUUGAUGCUCAGAGCAGCAGGCCCAGCUCACUGUGUGGGAGGAAGAGUCGAUCCCAGAGCAUCCCACCAGAACUGGCAGGCCCCUCCAACAGCCCCUCCACAGAGAGGCCCCUGGGGGCCACCCACAGCUUAGCAACAGCAACAGCAGCCGUGGAACGGGGACGCAUGGCAGACCAGCAUGGUUUUAUGGAUCUCAGGCGGAGGAGGCUGUCUUCUGAUGGAGUGAUACGAUCUGUGGCCUCCUUGGAGAGGUCCUUAGCCACUCCUCCCUCCAGAGGCCAGCCCAGCCUAUGCCUGUCGCCUUUGACCAUCUACAAGACAGAGCCUGAUUAUGUCUAUGCAUAUGAUGAGACUGGGCAUGACGUCAAAGGAAAAUGCAGAAUACCAAGAAAGACUCCAGACAACAGUGACAGAGAGGUUCAGAAGGAACCUGGGAGUUCCAGUUCCAAGGUUCCAGUGGUGUGUUUGGAAAGGCUGAAGAUCCUGGUGUCUCGGAUCCCACCACAGGGGCGGCGACAGAGUGACCCUCUGCCAGGCACUGCAACAGAAAGGACCGGACCUGUUCCACAGAGGGGAUGGAAGGACAAGAUGAAUGAGGGAAUAUCAAAAGAAGCCAAGGUCGCAACGGUCAGCCCGUCUCUGGAUAAACAAUACUCAGAGAGACACACUAUCAAUCAAUCUCUCCCACCUUCAGUAAUCAAUGAUUGGCCUGAGCAUGGAGGACACAGUCCUCACAAAGAGCUCACACUGCAAGUACCCGCCACUGAUCUUGUAUCACCUCCACCUUUCGCUGCACCUGACCUCGACUCUGACUCAGAUCCCAGGUCAAUCUCAGAAAUUGUUUCUGACCCUGAACUGGACUCGGACCCACAACCAGAAUCGGAUCCCCAGCAAGAGUCUGACCCACAACCAGAAUCUGACCCACAAGCUGAGUCUGCAUCGGAGGCUGAUCUGGAAUCAGUUGCUGAUGAGGAAUCUCCUGCUACAGAAUCUGAACCUAGUGUGGAAUCAGAACCUAGUGUGGAAUCAGAACCUAGUGUGGAAUCAGAACCUAGAGGGGAAUCAGAAGGUAGUGAAGAAUCAGAGAAUGGUUUAGAAUCAGAGAAUGGUGAAAACCUGGAUGCUGAUGCGGAAUCAGAGGCUGAUAUAGAAUCGGAUCUCCAACCUGAUCCUGGCUCAGACCCCCGUUUUCCAUCUGAAACACGUCCGGGAUUAGAUUCAGACCUGGAAUCAGACUGUGCACAACCCCCUGAAUCACAAGGGUCUGCAGAAUCUGGACCAGAUCUUGAAUCGGAGCCAGACUCAGCCCCUGACCCAGCCUCUAUCAGUCCUGACCCAGCCUCUCUAAGUCCUGAACCAGGAGUGGAGUCCCCUCCAGCCCAGAGGGCCCUGCAUGCAGACCCUGGUCCACAGAGGCAUUGUGAAGGAGCCGAGCAGGCCCUGCCUGGGGAAGAGACCAUGGAGAUGGAGAGUGAAGACUUCUGUGCAGUGUGUCUGAUCGGAGGAGACCUUCUGUGCUGUGACCACUGUCCCAAAGUCUUCCACCUGUCCUGCCAUGUGCCCACUCUCCUCAGCUUCCCCACGGGUGACUGGGUGUGUACCUUCUGCAGAGAUAUCCAGCAGCCAGAGGUGGAGUAUGACUGUGAGAACCAGAGGCUGGCUGCAGAAUGUUCAGGAAAGCCAUUGCCUCAUGGGCUCUCUGCUUGUGACCAGAGAAAAUGUGAGAGGUUGACUCUGUUGAUCUGCAGCAACAUGUUAAGUGCUCCCUUCCAUGAGCCGGUCAGUCCACUGGCUCGCCACUACUACCAGAUAAUCAAAAGGCCCAUGGAUCUGUCUGUGAUCAGGGCCAAACUCAGCAAGAGGAGCACUCACCACUACUAUUCACCUGAGGAGUUUGUGGCUGAUGUCUCCCUCAUGUUCAGGAACUGUGCAAAGUUCAAUUAUCCGGACUCAGAGGUGGCCCAGGCAGGUCGCAGCCUGGAGACGUUUUUCAGCUCCAGACUCAGGGAGGUGUUCCCAGACAGGGCCUUCCCUGCAGCCGAGGAGGACUCCGACAGCGAUGAGUACGACGAGGUGUACAGAGCAGCCGAAGGAGGCUUCCCCUGGCCAGAGAAGAGAGAGCAGUGCCACAGAAAGAGGAAGAGGAGGCACUCUCUCAACUGGAGGAAGCAUAACUUCUAGUUGUAGGCAGUGGGGCAGAGCCUAUCACUGGCUAUUUUGAAGGACAGUAUGACAUGAUAUUGCACUGGACGUUUCCAUCCAAGAGAGGAAGCUGAGUUUUUAUGAAGGGAUUGUACAUAUUUACAUUUUGAGAAUUGUACUUCUUCAUUAUAAAGGUUAUCUGCUCUUAAUUUGGCCUGAUAUUUGUGUAAAAUAUUAUUGUAUAACUAUAAUCUGACUUACAUCUUUAUACUUAUUAUGCCUUUAUAAACUGCAUUUCUGGUAUUUGUUUUUUGUUUCAGAUAUAUUUGGAGAUUCUACCUAUAUUUGUAGAUUCUCCAUCAUAUAUACAGCAAAACCUACAAGGUCAGUAUUGAUAAAUGGUAAACAUAUUUAUAAAUGUUAAACUCUACAUUAUCUUGUUUUAUAUAUUAAUAUUGAAUGUUUUUAGUGGCUAAAUGAUUGCAGGAAAUUAGUAAAUACAGACUAUUAAUGUUAAUAUUUCUGUCUUGCAUUUUAUAUGUAUAUAUAAUAUAUAAUAUGUCUCUCUGUCCUAUAUGCACAUAAAGUACAGUAUAGAAUGUUAUGUAUGGCCUCCCUUUUUUUACGGUAAUGAUUUGAGUGACUGACAGAGGGCGCCCUAUCUUCAGCAGCAAUGACUGAGAACAAAGGUUAAGGUUAAGGUUAAGUUCAUAUUGAACCAAGGGGGUAUUCAAAGAAGAUUAAGAUAAAUAUAAAAAUGAACAUACCUUUAGUUGAAAUUUCCACAAUAGUAUUGCAAGGCACGUAUGCUUUAAAUUUGCAUUUAUUCAAUCCUAAUGAAAUUCUACUUCAUUAGUAUAAGGCCAGUAUUAAUAAUGAUUAUUUCUCAGGCUUAAUGGAAGUAGAAGGUAUGUGAUCCAGUGUGAAUAAGUAGAAAGACCUGGAGAAAUUAAGAGAGACUUAAGAGUAAUGUUAUGUUAUUUCAACAUUCUGUAGUUUCUAUGUAGAAUGUACAUGUUACUUUUUCAUUUAUGUAAAAUGGCUGCUGCAAUACAGUAGAGCUGGCUGUAUUUUUUUAAAGGUUGCUGCAAAUUAAUAGCUGAAAUUAACUGUCGGAUCAAGCUAAGUUUGCUAUUUGAAUAAACAAAUGGACUUAAAACGAUUGUAGGUAUUUUUUUCUCUGUAGUAUGUCAUUUGGACUUAUCAAUAUGGAAUAUCUCUGCUUCCAUCUCUAAUAUUGAAUCCUAAAAGCUACAAAGACCCUCUCAGAGUUAGCUGGUAUCAAGAAAUGUCAAUUUAAUAAAGAACAGUUGAAAAGUG
This is a messenger RNA of Salmo salar (Atlantic salmon), 6399 nucleotides long. Its product is annotated as tripartite motif-containing protein 66. NCBI's taxonomy places the organism in Eukaryota, Metazoa, Chordata, Actinopteri, Salmoniformes, Salmonidae. Gene Ontology annotation, molecular function: zinc ion binding; protein binding. Gene Ontology annotation, cellular component: chromatin. The record is from RefSeq and is a predicted model, not a curated record.